This is a messenger RNA of Bactrocera latifrons, 2381 nucleotides long. RefSeq names its product collagen alpha-1(I) chain. Bases 174 to 2180 code for a protein of 668 amino acids. The transcript has a single exon. Lineage: Eukaryota; Metazoa; Arthropoda; Insecta; Diptera; Tephritidae. The record is from RefSeq and is a predicted model, not a curated record.
UGACACAAAAGCAUUGCAAUCAGUGCAAAAACGCGCUUGCAACGAAACGGUUUUGCGACAAGAACAAAUCCAAUAAUUUAUCGAGUAACCCGAACAACAUUUCAAAUCACUUGAAUUAAGUCGUAAAGGAUUUGGUUUGACAAUAAAAUUGCCUGUUGAAGAGUGUAUUCGAGAUGCGCUUACUUCCGUCGGUGGCGUUGCUGCUGUUGGCGGUCGCGUUAAACACUGCGGUACCGCUGCCUGUCAAGGAUAAGGACGACUCCACUUCUCUUUCAGUUGAAGAAGUUGACGCGAAUGAYGCAGRAUCGGACGAGACACURGAAGAUACGAAGUUACUUGAAAAGCGUUCCGCUGACUCAAUACCCGACGUAGACUUGUGCAAACACCACAAACACAAUAAAGAUAGUAACGAAUUUGUUAGUGAAGAUGCUUACGAGCGUUAUUAUCAACUUGAAAAAUCUUAUAAUAGUGAACUUCGAAGGAAGCGUCAGCAAAUUGACAAGAAAGGCUCAUCACAAGAGGAUUCCUCCGAGUUGGCAGUCAGUGAUGUKUUAGCAUCGGAAUUACGUAGAAAACGCAAAGCUGCCGAUAGUACAUCUGAGGAGGAUUCAUCCGAAGAGAAGGCCAAGUCAGGAGGGCCCGCAAAAAGCGAGCAAAUCGCUAAAAGUUCAGACGGAGCGCGCAGAAAGCGAAAAUCUGACGAUAGUUCAUCUGAAGAAGAUUCAUCUGAGGAGAAAGGUAGGCCAGGUGCAAGUGGCGCGAGUGAUACCGAAGGAGCUAAAGGCGCAGACRGAGCUCGUAGGAAACGAAAAACCGAUCAUAGUUCAUCAGAAGAAGAUUCGUCUAUAGAUUCAUUAGAAGAAGAAUCGACUACAAAUACUAUUUCAUCAGAAGAGGAAUCGGUCACAAAUUCUAUUUUAUCAGAAGAAGAUUCAUCCGAGGAAAAAGUCAAGCCAGGUGCGAGUGAUGGCCAUGGUCCAAUAGGAUCAGAUGGAGCGCGUCGAAAACGCAAAACUGACGAUAGUUCAUCAGAAGAGGACUCUUCCGAGGAAAAAGGUAAAAAAGGUGCACCGGGUGCUAGCGGUGGYGACGGAGAAAAGGGAUCAGAUGGAGCGCGUCGAAAACGCAAAACUGACGAUAGUUCUUCAGAAGAAGAUUCAUCCGAGGAGAAAGGUAAAGCAGGUGCACCAGGUGUCAACGGUAGCGAAGGAGCUAAAGGUUCAGACGGAGCUCGUAGGAAACGCAAAGCUGAUGAUAGCUCAUCAGAAGAAGAUUCAUCCGAGGAGAAGGGGAAAGAAGGUGCAUCGAGUGCAGGUAUCAAAGGUUCUGAAGGCGCUCGUCGAAAACGCGAAGUUGAUGAUAGCUUUUCUGUAGCAGAUUCGACUAAAAAUUCAUCAGAAGAGGAAUCGACUACAKACACCGUUUCAGCAGAAGAAGAAUCGACCAAAAAUUUCAUUUCAUCAGAAGAAGAUUCAUCCGAGGAGAAAGUUAAGCCAGGUGCGGGCGACGGCCAUGGUCCAAUAGGAUCAGAUGGAGCGCGUCGAAAACGCAAAACUGACGAUAGUUCAUCAGAAGAAGAUUCAUCCGAGGAAAAAGGCAAAAAAGGUGCACCGGGUGAAAGUGGUGGUAAAGGCGCCAGAGGUUCAGACGGAGAUCGUAGGAAACGAAAAACUGACGACAGCUCAUCARAAGAAGAUUCAUCCAAAGAAAAAGCUAAAGCAAAAGUUAGUGGAGCAAACAAGCUGGACAUUCGGCGUUUAAAACGAAAAGGAGACAAGAAAAUUGAACCUAAGAGUAAUGAAGAUUUGAACGACGUGCUGAACUUCAGUUUGAACUCCGAAGAAAACAGAGAGUCCAAUGAAGUAUUGGAAUUAGAAAAGGAUUCCUCAUUAGAAGAUUACGUGCAGGGAUGUGAAGUAAUGGAUGCGAAUUCGGAUGAAGCCAACGAAACGACCUAUAUUGAAGACAGACGUAAACGAUCAUUAGAGAGUGUAGAGCAAACURAAAUCGCAAAAGGAUCAGGAGAGAGUUCCAAACAAAGUGCAGAAGACAACACAAGUGAAGAAAAUGAUGCAGUAGCUGAUAGUGCAGACGAUUCCCAACAAAUUUCGAACGAGCGCCCAAAURGUAAACAAGGAAUUCCUAAGGCCGAAUCUGAAGAAAGCGAGGAAGAUGACUAGGUUUUCACCGAGAUGUGUUAAACAACUUGGGAGCGAGCGACUGAGCCACUACCCAAAUGAUUUACUGCGCCUUAAAAAUAAUAUACAACAAUUUGAUGCUGUAUUCUUUAAGUUUCGUGUUAAUAUGUCUUUAAAUAAUAAAUUAUGUACAUAUGUUAUUAAACUAAUUUGUUGUACUACAAAAACGAACAUAACAGAUAA